CACAUCGCCACAUGUCAAUAAUUCGUUUGUCAUCCGAGAGUUCCGAAAUCGUUUUGCAAAUUUAAUUACAAAAUGGUUGAAUUCAACGUGUCGGACCUCGUUUCCCAAGCAGUAAGUCAAGGUUCGAUCGCCGAAUUAAAUCAACUACGCAAAAAUUACAAUUGGAUAUCGAUACCUAUCCAUUAUGUAACCCAGCCUUUGGGCCAGCAGAGCGAAACGGCCCUGCAGUCGAGUGUCAGAAACGGACACUACAACGUCGUCGAGUUCCUAGUCGGCGAAUUGAAAUACCAAAUUUAUCCCGAAUGGGCGAAAUCGAUCGACACAGUCCCGUCUUAUUUCACCUGGACGAGUUUGAAUUUCGACAAAGUUCUUCCUCCGCUCGUGAUCCAAUCACCCGAGAUGGGCGUCAUCCGCGAUAUCGCCAACCAAAUUCCAAUCGUCAAAGUCAUUGAAUAUCUGAUCGAUCCGGCCAGCGACGAGCCCUGUCAGUGGCUGGACUUUGUAUUGAAUUCAAUCAUGGCCAGUUCGGCCAGCCGGACGGACAAGAUCAUGGCGUUCGAACUGAUGGGCGUCGCCUUCGUCUUCAAACCGAGAAAUGGCGUCUGGAGGGGAGUCCAGUGCUGGGAACAGGCCAUGGGCCUUCGCUACUCGACGGUUGGCGAUCAAUUGGCGAUCCCGAUCAUUCCCGAUCUAGCGGCCAGCUCUUUAUUUGUCGACCGCAAGAAGCUCAUCGCUUCGCAAAUAUCUCUCCAGAAAUUCAAAGGCGAAUGGAGACUUCGCUACAACCUGCUGGAAGCUCAAGCUCAAGCUCUGGCCGUCAGCCAGAGGAUUGUCAAUCAAUCCGGGCAGACGGGUCCUCAUUCGUUCCAUCUUGAAAAUUUGAUGCGCUACGCUAAUCAGUGCUAUUACAGCAGCGACGAGAAACAAUUGAAUUUGUCGUUGAACAUUGCGCUACUUAUCCUCCAGCAAACGGACGAGUUCCAUUCGACCUCUUCUCCCAACUGCAUCCGCAUCUUCGUCGAAUCUCUGGACCUGCUUCUAGAUUGUUUGAAGCACAAAACAAGUGAAGAAUUAUCGUUCGCCAAUCUCUUGGUGGUUGUGAAAUUCGGCCUGGUCAUCUUACUGAAUGUCAUGCUGUUGUCGCCCGUCGUCCGGGCGACCACCGAUCGGUGGCAGUUCAACAUUAUGGAUAAAAUCCAUCGUUUGAUUUUAGAGCAUCUUGGACGCUGUCGCAAUAAUCCAGCGGAAAUUCAACAGCUCAAGGACUGUCUCUCGCCGUAUUUCCGCGCCAAUAAUUUGAAAAGGUUCACCAGUCUUCUUCACCAGGCCAUCAAAGGGACGGACGGCCGUCAAAUUGUGCCCAUCAUCCAGCUGUUCCUAGAAGCCGGAGCCGAUCCAACCGGAAUCGACACCAACGGCAAAACGCCCUUACAUAUUUUAUCCGAAAAUCAGGAUUGGUUUCUGUCCGAUCCGGAAUCGUACGAACAGGUGUUUAAGGCCUUGCUGGAUGCCGGAUGCUUCCUCGACCAAUCGAUACCGAUCGGCAAAUCAUUUCUGGCAUUUCUGAGCACUUUAAACGACCAGAAAUCCAAAUACGUUUCGAAAUUUCGCUUCCAUCACUAUCUGGAUCCGCUGGUGAAUGUCGUCGUACCUCUGGCCUGCGUUUGCGCCAAAGUCAUCCGCCGCAAUCGAAUUUCAUUCGAAGGCAAACUUCCGCCGCGGCUGCAAUCGUUUGUCAGCCGUCACAGCGCUAUUGAAGAUUACACAAUUUCGAACAGUGCUGUCGUCUGACCAGCGUAUUAGUAUUCCACGAAAAGAGAAAAUGGAAACCAGACAUAUUAUAUCAUGUGAUUUAGUUGAUAACCUUUGAACAAAUCUCGUGCUCUUUUAA
Messenger RNA from Daphnia pulicaria, 1891 nucleotides. Its product is annotated as protein fem-1 homolog A-like. The record is from RefSeq and is a predicted model, not a curated record. The coding region runs from base 73 to 1791 and encodes 572 amino acids. The transcript is spliced from 2 exons. Lineage: Eukaryota; Metazoa; Arthropoda; Branchiopoda; Diplostraca; Daphniidae.